This is a messenger RNA of Mizuhopecten yessoensis (Yesso scallop), 7446 nucleotides long. RefSeq names its product major facilitator superfamily domain-containing protein 8-like. The record is from RefSeq and is a predicted model, not a curated record. NCBI's taxonomy places the organism in Eukaryota, Metazoa, Mollusca, Bivalvia, Pectinida, Pectinidae. Gene Ontology annotation, molecular function: transmembrane transporter activity. Bases 81 to 1637 code for a protein of 518 amino acids. The transcript is spliced from 12 exons. Gene Ontology annotation, biological process: transmembrane transport.
UCUGUUGGUUUCCGACAGGUAAAUUUAAGCUAUCUCACGUUAGUGUGUAGUGGCAUCGUCUGCUUCUUUAUCAAUUUAGAAUGUCUACACUGAAAACAAGAAAACGGCUUUCGUAUUUCAAUCUUGGGCUGUUUUUUUUAAUGGGAGGCAUUGAAUAUGCGGUGGUCCUGCCAACUCUGUGGCUGUAUAUUCAGGACCGGUUUGAUUCUCCUGAGUACAUGCUGGGGAUCAUUAUGUCUGCCUACAGCCUAGCUGCCAUGAUUUCCAGCCCACUGCUUGGAAGGUGGGCAGAUAAAUCAAGGAAUCCUAGAAUUAUCAUAAUACUAUGUGGCAUUGUGCAAGUGGGAGGAAACUUUAUGUAUUUCAUUGGCCUGAGCCAGUGGUUCUUGUUAGCUAGCCGAUUGGUUGUAGGUUUUGGUGCAGGAGGCGGGUCUGUGAUCAUGGGAGAAAUUGGUCGUGUCACCACAGAACAGGAGAGAACUGGGAUAAUUGCCCUCUUGAUUGCCAUCAGACAGUGUGGUUUACUAUUAGGGCCAGGCUUGAAUGUAUUCCUGCGUUUAACUGAUUUCCAUAUAGGACCGUUUUUGGUAGAUAAAUUCAGUUCGCCAGGGGUUUUCAUGGCUGCAAUCUGGGCCCUACAGUCCUUACUUAUGGUUUUCCUAUAUAAGGAUCUGCAUAAAAUCCAAGCUGAAUCCAUCGCUGAAGAAAAGCGUACAAAGAAAACUGAUACAAUUCAAAACUAUAGUUCUAUUGACAACAUGGAUUCUGUAGAGAGAGACUUACUUCACACUGUUAACGAGAGUGACCAGAGGUACAUGGAAAUACACAGCAAAACACUGCCUCAAAAAGAACCAACCCUCUCAAGGGCAGAUAACUCCAGGCUGACACCUGUUCUUGGAGAAACUUCUUCCUCUACAGAAAAUUUAAAUAGCCAGGAACUGCAUGAAUUGUCCUGGAGAUUUCUAUAUACAGAAUAUGUUCGAGAAGAAGUUGUAGUAUUAAUGGCGGUGCAGUUCAACAGCUAUUUCAACCAGGUUGGGUUUGAGACUAUGAUAACACCUCUGUCACAGAAGUUUCUACACUGGGGAGAGCUAGAAAACAGUAUCAUGUACUGCUGUGCUGCUGCUGAGGUGAUUGCUGUGUUUAUGUUAGUACGAUAUCUAAGUAAACGUCUCCAGGACCGAACAAUGAUACUGAUAGGAUUGUCGACACUUGUACUGGCCUGUGGUUGGCUGCUCUAUGCUGUUCCAAAUAGUGACCCAGAUAAGCCAUCCACCAACCUUCCUAUGUUUAUAGUAGGGCUGGUGUUAGACAUGUUUGCUCUACCGUUUCUGGCAGUGUGUAGUAUAUCAUUGUUCUCCAAGGUCACCAAGAAGGAGCAUCAGGGUUUGAGUCAAGGACUGAGGAGAAUUGUGGUGGGGUGUGGUAUGAUCCUGGGUCCUUUAUGGACGGGAUCUGCCCUCUCCUGGCCCUACAUCAUGUUAGGGGUCAUGCUAGGACUUCUAGUCAUGUCAUUGGUGAUGCUACUGUUGUCCUACGGGAGACUGGACAGGAAGGAGGAAUCCCCUGUCGUACAGUCAGUCCAGGCCGACCCUGUGUACACAGAAUCUAACGAAAAUCAACCAUUGUUGUCUUGAUAGAAAGUACUGUAUAUUGUUUUUCAUUUUUAUAGAACCAUAACACCAACUUUGCUAUGGUUUUACAAAUUCAAUCAUUUCACUGAUUUUAUAUUCCAUGGCCGCAAUUUGUUUAUUUGUGACAAUUUGUAGCUGUUUUAUCAAACAUUUGAUGGGAUCAAUAAUUAUAUCGUGACAUGUGUUUUUGCCAAUUAUUUUGUCUAUAUCGUAUAUAACAUCUUAUAUAAGUUUCUUUUUCAUACAAGUUCAAACAAGCGUGAAAGUACAUUGUACAAAUAUUAUUUUUUUGAGAAAUUUAGGUUGGUGAGCUUAUGUUAAAAUUUUGGGAUACAUUCUUUUUAUUUGAAAAGAAAACCGAUUUCAAAUACCAUUGUUUCAAAUUACUAAGAAUCAGAAUUAUGAUUAUCUGCUAGGGAAUAUACACUGUUUAUCGUUUUGUUUUUGCAUUUUCUUACUUUUCGAAAUUGUAUUCCGAAUGAGGUACAUAUAUUUGCUAGAUUUCAAAUUCGUAUAAAUAACAGUUAUUUCCACCCUAAACUAUUUUACCACAGUGACUCCAACCUGUAAUGAACAAAAGUGGGCGUGACACACAUGAUGUAGUAUACAGUCCUAGUUGUGGAUAAUUAAACACUGGAAGGCUUAAAAGGAAGUUGAUGUCAUGAUUCACUGAAAUAGUAUUAGGAAGAAAAUACCUUUUAAGCAAUUAUUUUCAUGACUUUACUUUUACAGACAGAAAUAAAUUUGAAACCAAGAGCAAUGUAAAGUUGUCUUACAUCUGUUUACUCUUUGAUUGAAAUCUACACAAAGAUACUAUAAUUUGGAAUGAAAUGCGCGUAGGAAUCUGGAAUGAGAUGAUUAACAGGUCAGUGUAUUUGUCUGCUAAUGGAAGCUGUCACUGUCCAAUACUGUAUCCCAUGGAAAACCCAUUGCAAUUCUCAUAAAGGAAACACAUAAAGGUUGGGCAUUAAGUUAUGUUUCAAAUAAUGAUCACCAACAUUUAAAACUGAUAAUUAACUAAUAGUCCAUGUAUUCAUGGACAUAAUUUCCAGUAAUGUUUACAUGCAUAAAAGUUGUAUUUUGUGUUUGUUAUUUUUUUAUCAUUCAUUUUACAAUUAAAUACAUUUACAUUUAUAUAAUCAGGUGAUAUAGAUAUUUCCUUCAAUGUUAUGAUAUUAACAUGUGAUAUUUGAUAUAUUCAGGAUAUUCUUUUUUAUGAUAUAUUUGUUAUUUGGCGAUUGAGUUUAAAGCUUGUCUAUAUUUUGUAACAGCGAUAUAGGCACCUAUAAUACAAUGUUAUAGGUAUUAAUAGUUGUUACAUUGUUGAAAUGCAGAUUGCCUCUGCUAUGGACCAACAAAGGCCCCAUUCUUUAACUACUGUUUAGUGAUAAAUGUCCAAUGGAGAAUAAUCCACUAACUUUAAAGUUCCUCCUUUGAUCAAGAGGUUAAUGAGUUUGUUGUUGUUGUAUAAACCUGACUGUCACGGAUAGGUCUGAAGCCUAUUAAUACAGCUUAAUGACAACUACAAUAGGAAUAACUUACCGUAGUGAUACAUUGUUAUAAGUAUCCAGUGUCAGUUUGACCUUUAUAAGUGACAAUAAUACAGUUCUAUAUAAGUAUCCAGUGUCAGUUUGACCUUUAUAAGUGACAAUAAUACAGUUCUAUAUAAGUAUCCAGUGUCAAUUUGACCUUUAUAAGUGACAAUAAUACAGUUCUAUAUAAGUAUCCAGUGUCAAUUUGACCUUUAUAAGUGACAAUAAUACAGUUCUAUAUAAGUAUCCAGUGUCAAUUUGACCUUUAUAAGUGACAAUAAUACAGUUCUAUAUAAGUAUCCAGUGUCAGUUUGACCUUUAUAAGUGACAAUAAUACAGUUCUAUAUAAGUAUCCAGUGUCAAUUUGACCUUUAUAAGUGACAAUAAUACAGUUCUAUAUAAGUAUCCAGUGUCAAUUUGACCUUUAUAAGUGACAAUAAUACAGUUCUAUAUAAGUAUCCAGUGUCAAUUUGACCUUUAUAAGUGACAAUAAUACAGUUCUAUAUAAGUAUCCAGUGUCAAUUUGACCUUUAUAAGUGACAAUAAUACAGUUCUAUAUAAGUAUCCAGUGUCAAUUUGACCUUUAUAAGUGACAAUAAUACAGUUCUAUAUAAGUAUCCAGUGUCAAUUUGACCUUUAUAAGUGACAAUAAUACAGUUCUAUAUAAGUAUCCAGUGUCAAUUUGACCUUUAUAAGUGACAAUAAUACAGUUCUAUAUAAGUAUCCAGUGUCAAUUUGACCUUUAUAAGUGACAAUAAUACAGUUCUAUAUAAGUAUCCAGUGUCAAUUUGACCUUUAUAAGUGACAAUAAUACAGUUCUAUAUAAGUAUCCAGUGUCAAUUUGACCUUUAUAAGUGACAAUAAUACAGUUCUAUAUAAGUAUCCAGUGUCAGUUUGACCUUUAUAAGUGACAAUAAUACAGUUCUAUAUAAGUAUCCAGUGUCAAUUUGACCUUUAUAAGUGACAAUAAUACAGUUCUAUAUAAGUAUCCAGUGUCAAUUUGACCUUUAUAAGUGACAAUAAUACAGUUCUAUAUAAGUAUCCAGUGUCAAUUUGACCUUUAUAAGUGACAAUAAUACAGUUCUAUAUAAGUAUCCAGUGUCAAUUUGACCUUUAUAAGUGACAAUAAUACAGUUCUAUAUAAGUAUCCAGUGUCAAUUUGACCUUUAUAAGUGACAAUAAUACAGUUCUAUAUAAGUAUCCAGUGUCAAUUUGACCUUUAUAAGUGACAAUAAUACAGUUCUAUAUAAGUAUCCAGUGUCAAUUUGACCUUUAUAAGUGACAAUAAUACAGUUCUAUAUAAGUAUCCAGUGUCAAUUUGACCUUUAUAAGUGACAAUAAUACAGUUCUAUAUAAGUAUCCAGUGUCAAUUUGACCUUUAUAAGUGACAAUAAUACAGUUCUAUAUAAGUAUCCAGUGUCAGUUUGACCUUUAUAAGUGACAAUAAUACAGUUCUAUAUAAGUAUCCAGUGUCAGUUUGACCUUUAUAAGUGACAAUAAUACAGUUCUAUAUAAGUAUCCAGUGUCAGUUUGACCUUUAUAAGUGACAAUAAUACAGUUCUAUAUAAGUAUCCAGUGUCAGUUUGACCUUUAUAAGUGACAAUAAUACAGUUCUAUAUAAGUAUCCAGUGUCAAUUUGACCUUUAUAAGUGACAAUAAUACAGUUCUAUAUAAGUAUCCAGUGUUAAUUUGACCACAGCAACAAAAGUAAGGGUAUAUUUGAGUAUACCUUCAGUGUUCAUUUGACCAUAGUGACAACCGAGAAUGUAUUUUGGAGAUAUUAUGAAUAUUCUUCAUUUGAAAGACACCAGUAUUUGAGACAAUGAUAAAUUUAAAGAAGUUUAAUACAGUAACUGUAGAGAUUAAAAACAAAAUAAAGAGCGAUUCAUAUAAUUUAAAAAAACAACACUUGUUUCACAGUUGUUGUAUAAAUUAAGUGACUAUUAUAUAAGAUGACUGUAGUUGUGUAGAAAAGUUCAAUCUUUCCCCUUAACUACCUUACAUAAUGUUAGGACUCAGAGAAAAGUAGUAGCCUGAUUAAGAAUGAUAAUGGUUGACUAAAUUACAGUUCUAGUGGUACAUGUAGUUAUAUUUUUCCCUCUUUUGACAUCGAAUUAGAAGAUUGAAUGAUGAAAAGAGGCAAAUUACAAAAUUAUUGUAUUCCUGAGCCUGUAUUAAUAGAACCGUUCUGAUGCUCAUGUAUGGUUCUUUUGCUCAAGCAUAAUUUCUUGAUCUGGUUAUAAAUUCUUAAAAAGUUCAUUGUGUCAUUGAUUUGGAAAAUGUUUGUAGAGACUUAGAGCUGAAAGCUGUUUUCAAUGUUUACAAUUGAAUUUUUGAUCGUUUGACAUGAUUUAAGUGAGUUAUAAGAAAGUUGGUUAGAGCACAGAAUCCAGGCUUAAGCAUGAGUAUGGUUUCUCGAAUACGGGCCCUGCUUGUUAUGGAUUGCUGCUCUUUCAAAUGAUUAUUUGUAGGCCUUAAAAAAUUGUUGCUCAAGCACAUUAAUUUGAGUGCACUAUUUUAACUGUAUUUAUGGUAGAUGUAGCUGUUCAGUGUUGAAUGGCAAGUAUAUGUGAUGAUCCUUUGUUUGUACCUGUUCAGUACAUGAACAUUUCAUUAAAUUAGGUCAGUAUUUGGAAAAAAGGUGCAUCUUUGAACAUUUCUAUAGCUGUUUCAAUGUUUUUUUUAUUAGUGUUAGACUAAUUGACUGGAGAAAACACUAUUUCUUAAAGUUCUGUAACAAAACUUUGAUUGUUGAUGUUAAUUUAAUAUAUAUUAUAAAUGUUAGCCAAAUAAGUUCAGAUUUUUUUGUGAUUCGUUAUAGGUGAUCUGUCCGAAAACUGUUUUUCUUGAAAAGUUACAAGAUUGCCAAAAAAUGCUUGGAAAAUGCUGGAAAAAUGCAUUAUUUUUCCUGAAAACUCUCAUGUGUCAAUGCAUCAACUUUGUAUGGACAAAUUAUUUAUAAACCAAGUACUCAUUUAUCAGAAUAGCAUGCAUGGCUAAAGAAAAAGCGAAAAAUGCGUUUUUGUUUGAAAGUUUUAUUUAAAUAUUAAUUUUUGUGACGUCAUACCAUGUGUUAGCACUACAUGACUGUAACAUCUGGACAUCAUAUGACAUGAUUUUAGCACUACGUACAGUAUAUGACUGUAACAUCUUGACAUCAUAUGACAUGAUUUUAGCAUAAUAUGUACAUUUGUAGCUGCCUGGACGUAGUUUUGUAUUACAAGGAAGUUGUGUUCAGAUCCUCUGUUUUAUUAUUUACAGCCUUGUUUAUUCUAAAGACAUGUACAGUCGAUCAUUAUCAGUAAAACAGUCAGCAACAGUGCCGUAUUAUUUUUAACCUCAGGGUAGUCUUUCUCUACUGAGUCGUUUAAAAAAAAAAGUUUCUUGUCUUCAGAUGAAUAAUUGUAACGAAGUCUUGGACAUUUCACGAGUUGUUUUGAUAUGUUACACUUACCUAUUAUUUAUCGUUGUUAAUCGUAUGACAAGUGAUAAGUGCUACAUCCCUGCUGAUGUCUUCUCAUCAUACCUGUGGUAAUGUUAUAAUGUAACUACAAUGUAGUAGAAAUAUAAUUUGACGUAGAAGGAUUAUCUGGAUUAUCUCCUUUUAUUUUACGUCAUUUUCAUUAAACACUCCGGUGCUAUACUCAGAAUAAAUGCAAUUGAUAGUGUAUGUUUUAUCGGAGAUAGCUAUUAUUUACUAGAAUUAAAAUUUCGACAUAUAUUAUGUUCUUUUUAUAUAACUUAUGCAGUGUUUUUGUUUGUCGUCAGCUUUGAUUUUUUUUUUUUAUAUAUAUUUUUUAUAAAUGCUAUUUGCUUUGUCAAUGUAGUAUUUUAGUUUAAAAGAAUGAAAAGUAAUUUGGUAUUGUAUGUGUACUAUAAAAUUGUAUGCAUUUAUACCAUGUGCCUAACGUCAUCUGGUUGUUGGGGAACCGACCCGUUUCAUAUACCAUAACUUGUUGCUGACAAGUUGAUGAGUGACAUGUAUAAACAAUAUUUUGUGUAGUUAAUUAUUUCACUUAUUUUAUCAGCUGCAUUGUGAUACUCUCGACUAUAAUGUACAUGUAAUUUGUAAGUCAAUGAUUAUAUAAUCUAUGUUAAUAUAAUUGUUAACUUAUUCGUCCAAUUAUUUCAAAUGUUAUGUAAAAUUAAAUAUGACCUCCAUGUUUGUUUUGUUAUUAAAUAAACACGUGUUAUUGGCGAUGUCAACAGUAAACCCAUGCUAAUGUCUGCAUGUCCUCAUGCACGUUUCCAUGUUUACGAAAUAAAAAAGGUUAAACUUC